GGUUUAACCACACGCCUAUGUCAGUAUCAUCGGUGUCUCUCAGCUCGGAUGCAAAUGUUCGAUAUCAGCGAUUGGCUCAGGAGUAUACGAAGCUCCGCGCUCAGGCAAAAGUUCUCCGAGAGGGUGUGAUCGAGGAACGGGGCAAAGUCGACAAACUGACGGAGGAGCUCAAAUCGAAGGAAGCUGUGAUUCGACGAAUUCAGGCCGAAAACGAGUCGCUCACAUUUCGAAAUGACCAGCUCGUGCGGAGAGUUGAGAAUUUCCAAUUCGAGCCGCCGACAACUCCCGCCGCCUCAAAAUCUCAUUCUUCUAAAAAAUCCACGACGCCCACUCAAUCGGACUCUGCUGCUGCCGCCGCAGCCCGAAUCGAUCUUCUCGAGCAGGAGCUCCGCCUGAAGCUUGCGCAAAAUGAGCGUCUGGUCGGCGAACUCGCCGAAAACGAACGCCAACACGCUGUGGAGAUGGCUGAAAUGUCGGAAAAGUUGGCGAAAGAGAUGCGAAAAUUGGAGGACGAGGUGAAGCGAAUGCGGAUGCGCACGAAAGCGGCGGCGGUGGCGACGAAACCCCUGGAAGAUGAGCUGGAGAAGAUUGAGGAGAAAAAAGAGGAGCUUGUGAUUUCGAGCCCGGAGCCGCCAGAGUCUCAGGAGGAGGCCCGGAUUAUGGUCGCCGAGGCGGCCCGUGGAACAUUUUCGGCGCUCACCAACGUGUUCAACUUGCUACAGCAACGAUGUGAAAUCUAUCCGUAUGAUGUGACAAUGGAACGGCUGCCGCCCCAUGUUGAAAAGCUCUCUUCGGAAUACGCUCAAACGGCUCGCCUCUUCUCGAAUCUCAUCGAAAUCACGGACACCGUCCUCGCCAACUCGAUUUUCGAACCGGACCAGCAGAUUCCGCAGAUCACCUCAAAAUGUCGUCUGAUCUCCCAGCAUUGUCACCAAAUGCUCACCGAUCUGGUGCGGCAAAUGACUGGCGAGGAGAAUCGAGUGACAUGGUGCACUGCUCCGUUGUCAAAGCUGAACAAUCAAUGGGAGGCGCUGAUGCUCAGGAUGUUUGAUGUCUUCACGCGAGUUACGGAAGGCCUAGAGGCUUCUGAGCUUGAAAUUCUGCUGAAAUCCCUGGAUGAGCUGGAUUCCAGCACCACGGAAAUUCUAGACUGUUUCCAGAAGCGUUGGGUAUUCGAAUCGCGCCUUCCAACUACUACCCGACGGAUGCGAUGUGUAGGAUCGGCGCUAGAAGCUGCUCUUCAGAUAAUGUCCCAGGAAACUAGCAAGUUGGCUGCAAGAGCUCGCAGGACACAUUUGAUGGAGCUUCAGGCCUCUCCAGAACCCCCAGAGCAUGAAAAAGUACCGGGAAAGGUCGAGGAGCCGUCGAAUAACCCAUUUUUCGAUGAAGAAGACGAAGAAGAGGAUUUCAAAGAUGCUCCCGAGCUUCCAGAGGAGCCCAAAACUGUUCCAGAAGUUGUAGAAGAAGCCCCGAAAACCCAUGAUCAUCUGAAAUCAGAGCUUCACCUCCUCGAAUCCAGGAAUGAGGAGCUCCAAAAAGAGCGUGAUCGGCUUUUCGUGGACAACUCGCUGGUUAAACGGAAGCUUGAGAUUGCCAUGGCAGAUGCUCAACUAGAUGCUCCAGCACCUGAUAUGGAUCAAAUCUGGUCGAUCGGAAUGGAACGACGUGAUGAUUGGCUUCAGAGGGUUCAGAGAGCGGAGAAGGCGCUUAGGUUUUAUGAGAUUGAGUUCGAAAUACUGCUCCGCCACGAGCUGGCUUCCGAAGAGCACCUAAAACAAGUGCUCGACGAACUCGAAUCGGUUUCCAAACAGAAUCACCGACUGGAAGAUGAGCUGGAAAGUGUCAGAAGGGGGUAUGAAUCGCAGCUCGGAGACCUCUCAGAGCAUCUUGCAACUCUUGUAAAAGAUCGUGAAAAGGAUAAGGAAACUAGCAAAAGUCGGGGAAGUCUCAAGUCAUUCUUCAACAAGUCAUAACAACGCCACAUUGCCAGAAUUUUUCCUACGUCAUUUUCAAGCAUUAAAUAUUAUUGUGAUAACCUAUUUAUUAACUUCCCAGUCACUUUUUGUCCAUAUCAUUCCCAAAUUCUAAAUUAUUGGCCUGUAUUUAUCGAUUUUUGGCCCAAAGUACGGUCACGACACGACCAAAUGGUCACAGGUACAGUAUCCGAAAAAAAAUUCGGUCGUGUCGAGACCUGAUUCCCAAAUUUUCAGUUUCCAUUUAUCAUAUUGCCAGCAUUCUAUCUUUUCAUCGAUUGUAUACUUUGUAAAAUUUCAAAUUUCUAAUACGGUCAGUAAAUGGUGCUUCAAGAAA
Caenorhabditis elegans is the source of this 2310-nucleotide messenger RNA. It is a transcript of the gene F33E11.3, whose product is annotated as Protein phosphatase 1 regulatory subunit 21 N-terminal domain-containing protein. NCBI's taxonomy places the organism in Eukaryota, Metazoa, Nematoda, Chromadorea, Rhabditida, Rhabditidae. Bases 18 to 1973 code for a protein of 651 amino acids. The transcript has 5 exons. The record is from RefSeq and is marked reviewed.